Molecule: messenger RNA, 6075 nt
Organism: Oncorhynchus keta (chum salmon)
Lineage: Eukaryota; Metazoa; Chordata; Actinopteri; Salmoniformes; Salmonidae
Product: translation initiation factor IF-2-like
Exons: 2
Coding region: 295-1434 (379 amino acids)
Source: RefSeq, a predicted model, not a curated record
GGUUUGAGGGUGUGUGUAUUUGAGUAGCUUUGAUGUGUCUGAAAGAAGGAAUGGGCAGGGUACCCCCCUGUUUGCACUCUUAACACACAAUCUCCCUCUCCAUAUCUCUCUCUCCAUCCCCCUAUCCCUUCCUCCCCUCCCUCCAUUCACGUGCACAAUGAGCACUCGCCCGAGUGGAACGCCUGUUGACCGUUCCGACAGAGAGACUCGUUGGGAAUAAUGUGAAUACAAGUUUUCCUCUCCUUCUCAAGAGAAUGGAGGGAGAAGCCUGGAGAGAGGGAUGGAGAGAUAGGGAUGGAGAGGCCUGCAGAGAUGGGGAUGGAGAGGCCUGCAGAGAUGGGGAUGGAGAGGCCUGCAGAGAUGGGGAUGGAGAGGCCUGGAGAGAUGGGGAUGGAGAGGCCUGCAGAGAUGGGGAUGGAGAGGCCUGGAGAGAUGGGGAUGGAGAGGCCUGCAGAGAUGGGGAUGGAGAGGCCUGCAGAGAUGGGGAUGGAGAGGCCUGCAGAGAUGGGGAUGGAGAGGCCUGGAGAGAUGGGGAUGGAGAGGCCUGGAGAGAUGGGGAUGGAGAGGCCUGCAGAGAUGGGGAUGGAGAGGCCUGGAGAGAUGGGGAUGGAGAGGCCUGCAGAGAUGGGGAUGGAGAGGCCUGCAGAGAUGGGGAUGGAGAGGCCUGGAGAGAUGGGGAUGGAGAGGCCUGCAGAGAUGGGGAUGGAGAGGCCUGGAGAGAUGGGGAUGGAGAGGCCUGGAGAGAUGGGGAUGGAGAGGCCUGGAGAGAUGGGGAUGGAGAGGCCUGCAGAGAUGGGGAUGGAGAGGCCUGGAGAGAUGGGGAUGGAGAGGCCUGGAGAGAUGGGGAUGGAGAGGCCUGGAGAGAUGGGGAUGGAGAGGCCUGCAGAGAUGGGGAUGGAGAGGCCUGGAGAGAUGGGGAUGGAGAGGCCUGCAGAGAUGGGGAUGGAGAGGCCUGGAGAGAUGGGGAUGGAGAGGCCUGGAGAGAUGGGGAUGGAGAGGCCUGGAGAGAUGGGGAUGGAGAGGCCUGCAGAGAUGGGGAUGGAGAGGCCUGGAGAGAUGGGGAUGGAGAGGCCUGCAGAGAUGGGGAUGGAGAGGCCUGGAGAGAUGGGGAUGGAGAGGCCUGCAGAGAUGGGGAUGGAGAGGCCUGCAGAGAUGGGGAUGGAGAGGCCUGGAGAGAUGGGGAUGGAGAGGCCUGCAGAGAUGGGGAUGGAGAGGCCUGCAGAGAUGGGGAUGGAGAGGCCUGGAGAGAGAGGGAUGGAGAGGCCUGCAGAGAGAGGGAUGGAGAGGCCUGCAGAGAUGGGGAUGGAGAGGCCUGCAGAGAUGGGGAUUGAGAGGCCUGGAGAGAGAGGGAUGGAGAGGCCUGGAGAGAGAGGGAUGGAGAGGCCUGGAGAGAGGGGGAUGGAGAGGCCUAGAGAGAGGGAUAGAGCGGCCUAGGGAGAGGGAUAGAGAGGCCUAGGGAGAGGGAUAGAGAGGCCUAGGGAGAGGGAUAGAGAGGCCCAUUUAGAGGGAGAGGGAUAGAGAGGUCCAUUUAGAGGGAGAGGGAUAGAGAGGCCUAGGGAGAGGGAUAGAGAGGCCUAGUUAGAGGGAGAGGGAUAGAGAGGCCUAGUUAGAGGGAGAGGGAUAGAGAGGCCUAGUUAGAGGGAGAGGGAUAGAGAGGCCUAGGGAGAGGGAUAGAGAGGCCUAGGGACAGGCCUAGGGAGAGGGAUAGAGAGGCCUAGGGACAGGCCUAGGGAGAGGGAUAGAGAGGCCUAGGGAGAGGAAUAGAGAGGCCUAGGGAGAGGGAUAGAGGCCUGGAGAGGGGGAUAGAGUUGCCUGGAGAGAGGGAUAGAGUUGCCUGGAGAGAGGGAUAGACUUGCCUGGAGAGAGGGAUAGAGUUGCCUGGAGAGAGGGAGAGAGAGAGGCCUAUAGAGUGGGAUAGAGAGAGGCCUGCAGAGGGGGAUAGAGGCCUGGAGAGGGAUAGAGGCCUGGAGAGGGAUAGAGGCCUGGAGAGGGAUAGAGGCCUGGAGAGGGAUAGAGGCCUGGAGAGGGAUAGAGGCCUGGAGAGGGAUAGAGGCCUGGAGAGGGAUAGAGGCCUGGAGAGUGAUAGAGGGAGAGUACUGACCGAGCAGGCUAUGGGCAGAGACCCUAGAAUCCCUGAUCCUCCCACCUCUCACUAGGGCUAAUACGCUCUCACUAGGGCUAAUACGCUCUCACUAGGGCUAAUACGCUCUCACUAGGGCUAAUACGCUCUCACUAGGGCUAAUACGCUCUCACUAGGGCUAAUACACUCGCUAGGGCUAAUACGCUCUCACAAGGGCUAAUACGCUCUCAGUAGGACUAAUACACUCAUACGCUCUCACUAGGGCUAAUACGCUCUCAAUAGGGCUAAUACGCUCUCACUAGGGCUAAUACGCUCUCACUAGGGCUAAUACACUCUCGCUAGGGCUAAUAUGCUCUCACUAGGGUUAAUACGCUCUCACUAGGACUAAUACACUCAUACGCUCUCACUAGGGCUAAUACGCUCUCACUAGGGCUAAUACGCUCUCGCUAGGGCUAAUACGCUCUCGCUAGGGCUAAUAUGCUCUCACUAGGGUUAAUACGCUCUCACUAGGACUAAUACACUCAUACGCUCUCACUAGGGCUAAUAUGCUCUCACUGGGAUUAAUACACUCUCACUAGGGCUAAUACACUCACUAGGGCUUAUAAGCUCUCACUAGGGCUAAUACACUCUCAAUCACUCUCACUAGGGCUAAUACACUCUCAAACACUCAUGAGGGCUAAUACGCUCUCAUUAGGGCUUAUACGCUCUCACUGGGGCUUAUACACUAUCUCAUACACUCUCACUAAGGCUAGUAUACUCUCACUAGGGCUAAUGCACUCUCACUAGGGCUAAUGCGCUCUCACUAUGGCUAAUACGCUCUCACUUGGGCUAAUACGCUCUCACUUGGGCUAAUACGCUCUCACUUGGGCUAAUACGCUCUCACUUGGGCUAAUACGCUCUCACUGGGGCUAAUACGCUCUCACUGGGGCUAAUACACUCUCACUGGGGCUAAUACGCUCUCACUGGGGCUACUACGCUCUCACUGGGGCUAAUACGCUCUCACUGGGGCUAAUAUGCUCUCACUGGGGCUAAUAUGCUCUCACAGGGGCUAAUAUGCUCUCACAGGGGCUAAUACGCUCCCAUUAGGGCUAAUACGCUGCCAUUAGGGCUAAUACUCUCUCACUAAGGCUAAUAAGCUAUCACUAGGGCUAAUACACUUGCACUAUGGCUAAAAACAGUCUCAUUAGGGCUAAUAUAGUCUCAAUUACUCUCACUAGGGCUAAUGCGCUUUCACUCGGGCUAAUGCGCUUUCACUCGGGCUAAUGCGCUUUCACUAGGGCUAAUGCGCUUUCACUAGGGCUAAUGCGCUUUCACUAGGGCUAAUACGCUCUCACUUGGGCUAAUACCCUCUCACUACGGCUAAUACCCUCUCACUAGGGCUAAUACACUGUCACUAGGGCUAAUACACUCUCUCAAACUCUCACUAGGGCUAAUACUCUCUCACUCGGGCUAAUACGCUCUCACUUGGGCUAAUACACUCUCACUAGGGCUAAUACGCUCUCACUAGGGCUAAUACGCUCUCACUUGGGCUAAUACGCUCUCACUUGGGCAAAUACGCUCUCACGAGGGCUAGUACGCUCUCACGAGGGCUAGUACGCUCUCACUAGGGCUAAUACGCUCUCACUAGGGGUAAUACACUCACUCAAACACUCUCGCUAGGGUUAAUGCACUCUCACUAGGGAUAAUGCGCUCUCACUAGGGCUAAUACGCUGUCACUUGGGCUAAUACACUCUCACUAGGGCUAAUACACUCUCUCAAACACAAUCACGAGGGCUAAUAUGCUCUCACGAGGGCUAAUACGCUUUAACAAGGGCUAAUACUCUCUCACUAGGGCUAAUGUGCUCUCACUAGGGCUAAUAAGCUAUCACUAGGGCUAAUAAGCUCUCAAUAGUGCUAAUACUCUCACUAGGGCUAAUACACUCUCAAAUACUCUCACUAGGGCUAACAUGCUCUCACUAGGGCUAAUAUGCUCUCACUAGGGCUAAUAAGCUCUCACUAGGGCUAAUAAGCUCUCACUAGGGCUAAUAAGCUCUCACUAGUGCUAAUACACUCUCACUAGUGCUAAUACGCUCUCACUGGGGCUAAUACGCUCUCACCGGGGCUAAUACACUCUCAUACACUCUCACCGGGACUAAUAUGCUCUCACUAGGGCUAAUAAGCUCUCACUAGGGCUAAUACACUCUCUCAAACACUCUCACUAGUGCUAAUACGCUCUCACUAGUGCUAAUACGCUCUCACUAGUGCUAAUACGCUCUCACUAGUGCUAAUACGCUCUCACUAGUGCUAAUACGCUCUCACUAGUGCUAAUACGCUCUCACCAAGGCAAAUGCGCUCUCACUAGGUCUAAUCGGCUCUCACUAGGGCUAAUAGGCUCCCACAAGGGCUAAUGCGCUCCCACUAGUGCUAAUGCGCUCUCACUAGUGCUAAUGCGCUCUCACUAGGGCUAAUGCGCUCUCACUAAUGCAUUCUCUCAAACACUCACAAGGGAUAAUACACUCUCACUAGUUCUAAUACGCUCACAUUAGGGCUAAUUUGCUCUCACACACUCUCACUCUGGCUAAUAGGCUCUCACUCUGGCUAAUAGGCUCUCACUCGGGCUAAUAGGCUCUCAUUCAGGCUAAUAGGCUCUCAUUCGAGCUAAUAGGCUCUCACUCGGGCUAAUAGGCUCUCACUCGGGCUAAUAGGCUCUCACUCGGGCUAAUUCGCUCUCACUAGGGCUAAUAUAUUCACACAGGCUCCGUGAGGUCAUAGGUUGGCCAUGAUUUGGUGUUGCAUCUCUAUCACACACAGCCCAAAUAAAGUUAGUCAGUUUACCAGCACUUAUUACUCAAAACCAGAAACUGGUUUCAUGACCUGAUGAGUAUCACAACCUGCUGUAUAAUCAGAUCCUCUUCCUCUCCUCCUCCUCCUCCUCUCUCUAUUGUUCCUUUCUCUCUGUCCAUGUUUACCUUUUCGAUACCAUUACCAACCCUUUUUAGCCGAACCCUCUUGUCCACAUACCCCUGCCUACCGGUGUGUGUGCGUGUGUGUGUGUGCGUGCGUGUAUUUGUGUCUGAGGAUAUGUGUUUGUAGAAGUGCUUGCCGGGGCGAGAGAGAGCCCUCUUUGGGUCACUGCCCCCCCACACCUCCCACAGCUGAACUGAUACAGUAACAAAAGAAAAUAACCCCUCCUUACCAGCAGUGCUGUCCUGUCACACGGUCCGGCACAAAACAGAAGCCUCCACCUCUCCCACAGGGCUAGUGGACAGGGAUCUCAUAGGUUCUGAGUAAUCACCACAAACUUCAUAGGGAUCUCUAUGUGAAGAGGCUAUCAGGUUAGCCUUGUCCCAGAUCUCUAUGUGAAGAAGCUAUCAGGUUAGCCUUGUCCCAGAUCUCUAUGUGAAGAAGCUAUCAGGUUAGCCUUGUCCCAGAUCUCUAUGUGAAGAAGCUAUCAGGUUAGCCUUGUCCCAGAUCUCUAUGUGAAGAAGCUAUCAGGUUAGCCUGAUCCCAGAUCUCUAUGUGAAGAAGCUAUCAGGUUAGCCUGGUCCCAGAUCUCUAUGUGAAGAAGCUAUCAGGUUAGCCUUGUCCCAGAUCUCUAUGUGAAGAGGCUAUCAGGUUAGCCUUGUCCCAGAUCUCUAUGUGAAGAAGCUAUCAGGUUAGCCUGAUCCCAGAUCUCUAUGUGAAGAAGCUAUCAGGUUAGCCUGGUCCCAGAUCUCUAUGUGAAGAAGCUAUCAGGUUAGCCUUGUCCCAGAUCUCUAUGUGAAGAAGCUAUCAGGUUAGCCUUGUCCCAGAUCUCUAUGUGAAGAAGCUAUCAGGUUAGCCUGGCCCCAGAUCUAUAUCUGCAGGAGCUAACUCCUCUGACUACUAUUGUCAUGCUGUAAAGCAAAACUGAUCUAGGACCAGGCUAGCUGUGAGAGAACCUCAGUAUGUAGUACACCACAAAAUAACACAGGCCAGAUGUUGGCUGUCUGUAGUGUGUCUGUGUCACAGCCCUUGUUCAUGGUGGGGUGUGUGGU